Messenger RNA from Candidula unifasciata, 660 nucleotides. Lineage: Eukaryota; Metazoa; Mollusca; Gastropoda; Stylommatophora; Geomitridae. The record is from the annotation of a GenBank genome assembly.
AUGGGAACUCUUCUCAUCAGUAAGAUCUGUGAGGAAUAUCCGGACAGGAUCAUGAUGACAUUCUCUGUGGUAUCUUCACCAAAACUGAUGGAGAACACGGAUGAGAUAUACUGCAUUGACAAUGAGGCCCUCUAUGACAUCAGGACCUUGAAACUGACCUCACCAACAUAUCGCAACCUCAGUCACCUGGUCAGUUCCACCAUGUCGGGUGUCACAACAUGUCUGAGAUUCCCUGGCCAGUUGAAUGCUGACUUGAGAAAGCUGGCGGUCAACAUGGUGCCAUUUCCACGGUUACAUUUCUUUAUGCCGGGAUGUUUGUUUGAUGCCAAGAACAUGAUGGCCGCCUGUGAUCCCCAUCAGGGGAGGUACCUAACUGUUGCUGAAGUGGAUGAACAGAUGUUGAAUGUCCAGAACAAGAACUCCUCUUAUUUUGUUGAGUGGAUUCCAAACAAUGUGAAGACAGCAGUUUGUGACAUUCCACCUCGUGGUUUGAAGAUGAGUUCUUCUUUCAUUGGGAACAUCACAGCAAUCAAAGAAUUGUUUAAAAGAGUGUCUGAUCAGUUUGCAGCCAUGUUCCGUCACAAGGCCUUCUUGCAAUGGUACACAUUGGAGGGCAUGGAUGAAAUGGAGCUCACAGAAGCUAAAUCCAAUCCAACAUGA